Saccharomycodes ludwigii is the source of this 672-nucleotide messenger RNA. It is a transcript of the gene RCN2, whose product is annotated as Rcn2p. The record is from RefSeq and is a predicted model, not a curated record. NCBI's taxonomy places the organism in Eukaryota, Fungi, Ascomycota, Saccharomycetes, Saccharomycodales, Saccharomycodaceae. The transcript has a single exon. The coding region runs from base 1 to 672 and encodes 223 amino acids.
AUGAGCACGGUCAACAAUAACAUCAAACCUAAACAACAAAUACUAAUUACAGAUAUUCCUAAGGAACAGUUUAAUAAUGAUUGGCCAUCAGCCUUAAAAAAAGAGCUAUUUGAAAAAAAAUUUCCUGAAUUACUACCUGACCUAUUAUAUUAUACGCCUUUACCAUUUUUAAGUAGGUUAAUCAUAAUCUUCAAUAAAGAAUCAUGUGCAAGAAGAGUAUAUGAUUAUAUAACUGGUAAAGACAACGGUAUCAAGAUUGUUCCUGGUGUUAAUAUAUAUUUGGUUGAGUCCUUAUUACAAAAAAAACAUAGAUCUAAAUCUUUUACUGGUUCCAUAAAUCAGUUACCUUCUGUUAUAACUACAGAUUUGCAACAGGAAAUCAGUUCAACGUUGAGCCCUAAUAGUAUAAACAACGUAAACACUUCACCAACAGUGUUGAAGUAUGAUAAUAAGGUACGCUAUUAUCAGGAGCCCUUACCAAAGUGUACUCCUGUUAACAUUGCUAAUCAGCAACAGCAACAACAACAGCAGCAACAGCAAGCUUCUCCUGUUACACCAUCGUUUAUGAUGUCAGCUUCUAUUGAAAACAACAAGGAUGCCAACGUUAAUAAUACACGUGGUAAUAAAUUAACUAGGUCGCCUACGAUCACUAUUCUAGAAGUUGAUAAAUGA